AUGGGUCAAGAGGAGUGCAGAAGAGCUGUGGGCCUCUGCUGCCCUUACCUGGGGCUCAGGAGGGUGCAGGGAGUCCUGGCCUUUUAUGUGCAGGGGUCAGGAGAGGUGCGGGUCAACGUUCUGCUGAGAGACCUUUGCAGGCACUUGGUCAAAGAAAAACCGGCACUCCUGGAGGGUCUGUGCUACAGGACCAGGAGGUACUACACCAGCUCCUGGCCAGAGAUCCGGGCAGCAGCAAUACAUUUUACCGGCAUCAUGCUGGAGUACAGCAGCCCAGGGACUACCAGGUGGCUGAACAUCGCCCACUUGCAGAGCUGUAAGUCAGAAAUCCAGCCCCUGCCCUUCCCUUCUGGAGCCCAGAAGGAGCCGAGAGGCUGCAGGACCCCGAGAGACCGCACGUCUGCAUGCAUCGUGCACUGCCCACCCCACAUCACUCCUGAGCCCCGAUGCCCAGGGAUGACCCGCCUGUGGCGCUGCUAGCACGAGUGGUCUGUUCAUGAACGUCUCCUCUCU
Messenger RNA from Alligator mississippiensis (American alligator), 513 nucleotides. Its product is annotated as maestro heat-like repeat-containing protein family member 1. Lineage: Eukaryota; Metazoa; Chordata; Crocodylia; Alligatoridae. The record is from RefSeq and is a predicted model, not a curated record. The transcript is spliced from 4 exons. The coding region runs from base 1 to 480 and encodes 159 amino acids.